CUUAUUUUGGAAGGCGCCAUCGGAAGUGGGUUUCCUUCUAGUCCCUUGACAUCGGUUCUUGCUUGUGAUUCAUGUUUUGUUAGCUAAUCUGGCUAGCUGAUGUCGACUGGUUAAACCUAAUUUCAAAUGAAUCUAUGUGCAUGAAACGCUUCAAACGCCACUCCUGGUAAGAGGGGAGCAUGGCAGAUCGACACACUCCACCUGAGCAGUCGCAGAGGAUGAAGUACCUAGAAGCUGAUAAUGACUCCGACAGGGACUCUGGCGUGGGGGAUGAUGCAGGAGAGGAUGCUGACAGUUGCCAAGAGGGCAGAAUAACAGAAGUGGAGCAAGUCAACAUACAUGAUGCUACUGAAGAAGACAGGCAUGGAGAGGAUUUUACAGUUUUUGUUGCUUUUCAAGGCAGCAUGGAUGAUGAGGACUUCACACAAAAACUGGACAUUAUCCUCAAUAGAAUACCAAACAUGCUUGAUAUGGGGUCUGAGAGGCUACAGCCUCAGCAUGUGGAGCCGUGGAACAGUGUGCGAGUUACCUUCAACAUUCCUCGGGAUGCUGCUGAGCGACUUAGACUCUUGGCCCAGAACAAUCAGCAGCAGCUUAGAGAACUGGGGAUUCUCUCUGUGCAAAUAGAAGGGGAAGGAGCCAUCAAUGUGGCUAUGGGACCAAAUAGAGGACAAGACGUCAGAGUAAAUGGACCAAUGGGAGCACAAGGUCAGAUGAGAAUGGAUGUUGGCUUUCCAGGUCAGCCUGGUCCAGGAGGGGUAAGGAUGGCUAAUCCAGCUAUGGUUCCUGCUGAUCCUGGAAUGGCUGGUCAGGCUAUGCUCCCAGGCAGCAGUGGACAGAUGCAUCCGCGAGCUCAAAGGCCACCUUCACAGACAGAAGUAAUGGAUCCAAUGAUGCAAGGAAUGUCAGUUCCACAACAACAGUCACUUCAACAUCAACAAAUUGGUCCCCACAGCUCAGUUUCUAUGCCACCUCAGGCUGCCCAUCACAUGCAGGCUCUGCAGGCUGGGAGACCAUUCAACCCUGCUGCGCUGCAACUUCAACAGCAGCAUCACCAGCAACAACAGGCCCAACAGCAAGCUCAGCUCUCCCAGCUUGGCCCUCGUCCUCCAUUCAACCCGCAAGGCCAGAUGGCUGGUCAUCCUGGUUGGAACCAGAUGCCAUCUGGUGUCCUCCAGGGACCACAAGGUCCUCAAGUGGGACCUGCUUGGAGAAAACCUCCACCCCAAAACCAAAUGGUUCGUCCACCCUCCCUUGCCUCAGUUCAGACACCUAGUCACCCUCCACCCCCUUAUCCAUUUGGCAGCCAGCAGGCUGGGCAGGUAUUCAAUGCCAUAGGGCCAGGACAAUUACAGCAACAACAACAGACAGGAAUGGGCCAGUUUGCUGCCCCCCAGCCCAAAGGACCACAGGCUGGCCCUGCUGGUGUUGCAGGACCACCCAGGCCUCCUCCACAGCUUCCAUCAACAUCUGGACCACAGGGCAACCUUACUGCAAAGUCCCCUGGUUCUUCCUCAUCUCCUUUUCAGCAGGGUUCACCUGGAACUCCUCCUAUGAUGGCUCAGAGACCUACAACUCCACAGGGGUUCCCCCAGGGUGUUGGUUCACCAGGAAGAGCAGCCCUUAACCAACAGGCUAACAUGCAACAAGGAUUCAUGGGAAUGCCCCAACAUGGACAGCCUGGGGCUCAAGUUCACACUGGCAUGCCUAAGCGUCCUAUGGGUUUUCCUCCCCAAAACUUUGUCCAAGGUCAGGUGAGUGCCAGCACUCCAGGUACACCUGGUGGAGGAGCCCCUCAGCAGCUACAGAGCAACCAAGUGAUAACUCACCCAGGAGCUCAGACGCCGGGCUCAACAUCAAACACAAUGCAGGGUCCAUCUCAUGCCCAACCCAAUGUUAUGGGUGUACAGAGUAACAUGCCGGGGCCGCCUACUGGUACACCCGCUGGGCCUAGUAUGGGCCCGCAACAGCCUGGCCUCCAGACCCAGAUGAUGGGCCUCCAGCAUCAGGCCCAGCCCGUGCCCUCUUCCCCAAGCCAGAUGGUUCAAGGCCAGGGGGGAGGUCAAACUGUUCUCUCAAGGCCUCUCAGUCAAGGGCAGAGGGGAGGGAUGACCCCACCUAAGCAGAUGAUGCCUCAGCAAGGCCAGGGGGUGAUGCAUGGGCAGGGUCAGAUGGUUGGAGGCCAAGGGCACCCGGCCAUGCUUAUGCAGCAGCAACAAACCUCCAUGAUGGAGCAAAUGGUUGCCACGCAGAUGCAAGGCAACAAACCCCAAUUUGGGGGCAAGAUUCCAGCAGGAGUCAUGCCCAGUCAGAUAAUGCGUGGCCCUUCUCCAAAUGUUCCUGGUAAUAUGUCUCAGUUUCAGGGCCCAGUUGGCCCACAGCAGAUGACUCCACAGCAGCAGCAGCAGCAACAACAAUUAGCUCAGCUUCAGCAACAACAACAGUUACAGCAACAACAACAGUUGCUGCAGCAGCAGCAGCAGCAACAACAACAACAACAUCAGCAGCUGAACCAGCAACAACCUCAGCAGGUUCCAGUUAGUGGCAAUCCUAAUCAAGGUUUGGGCGUGCAUGGGCAGCAGAUGAGGCUUUCCGCUGGUCACACACUUAUCCAACAACAGUUACAACAGCAACAGUUACAGCAGCAGAAACAACAACAACAACAACAGCAGCAGCAGCAGGCCAUGUUGCAGCAGCAGCAACAACAACAGGCAGCUCAACAACACCCACAUCCAAUGGGAGAUCCCAGUAGUGGGACAGGGGACUUGGGGGUUCAACAGAUGGUCCCGGAUAUGCAGGCACAGCAGCAGCAAGGCAUGAUGGGAGGUCCUCAACACAUGCAGAUGGGGAAUGGCCACUUUGCAGGCCACAACAUGAACUUUAAUUCACAGUUCCCCGGUCAAAUGCCAAUUGGGGCACCUUGUGGACAGCCAGGCUAUCCUGUUAAUAAGGAUGUUACAUUGACUAGCCCACUGCUUGUAAACCUGUUGCAGAGUGAUAUCUCUGCUAGUCAAUUUGGGCCAGGGGGUAAACAAGGAGCAGGGGGAGGCAAUCAGGCCAAACCCAAAAAGAAGAAACCAGCUCGCAAGAAGAAGGCCAAAGAGGGAGAGGGACAACCACCAGCAGAAGGGCCUGGUGGUCUCGAUGUGGCUGCUGGCAUGGAGGAUUCUGAGCUGCAUGAUGAUCAAAGUUUAGCUUUAGAUAACUCUGGUCCAAAACACCCUGACUUUGCCAACAGACCUGCAGGCUUCUCUGCUCAAUCUGGAGACCAGAGAGUAUUGCAGCAAGUACCCAUGCAGUUUAUGCAACAGCAGCAGCAACAGCAGCAGCAGCAACAACAACAACAACAACAGCAGCAGCAGCAGCAGCAACAACAACAACAGCAACAGCAGCAGCAGCAGCAACAACAACAACAGCAGCAGCAGCAACAACAAAUGCAGCACAUGCAACAGCAGCAGAUACAGCAACAGAUACAGCAGCAGCAACAACAGAUACAACAGCAGCAGAUGCAGCAGCACCAACAGAUACAGCAGCAGCAACAGAUACAGCAGAUGCAGCAACACCAAAUACAACAACAACAACAACAGAUGCAGCAGCAGCAGCAGAUGCAACAAAUGCAGAUGCAGGGUCUCCAGAAUGCUCAAGGCCAACAAGGGAUGACAGGGCCACAGACCGGUCAGGUCCAGCCCCAGAUGCAUCCUCAUCCACUGCAGCAGCAAAAUCAACAGCCACACCUGCAACCACAGCAGCAGCAGCAGCAGAUGAUGAUGAUGAUAAAAAUGCAGCAGGAACAGAAUAAGAGUCGCAUGUCCAUUCCACCUGGAGGGCAACUCCCUCCUCGAGGCAUGCCAAAUCCAGCUGAGGUGCAACGACAACCUAUUUCGCAGCCAGGAAAUGUUCCUGUUAUGAUCAGCCUUCAGGGGCAUGGAGGUGUACCCCCGUCACCUGACAAAGGCAGAGGGAUGCCCCUGAUGGUAAACCCACAGCUUGCAGGCAAUGCAAGAAGAAUGUCACAUCCUGAGGUUGGGCAGGGUCCCCAGGGUACUGGAGCAGAAGAGGCUUUAGCAGGAGCCCACCAAAAACAAGACAGAGCCAUUUGCUCAGAAAUGGGUGUGCAGCCUGGCAAUGGGACCCAACAGAUCAUGGCCAAUCAGAGUUCCAACACGCACAUGAUGAAACCAGGUCCUGGUCCAUCACCAAUGCCUCCACACACUGGAGCCAGUCCCCAGCAGCAAUUACCAUCACAACCACAACAAGGAGGUCCUUUGCCAGGCAUUCACUUCCCCAAUGUCCCCACAACCUCACCGAGCUCCAGGCCUAAAACCCCCAACCGAGCCAGCCCCAGGCCUUACCACCACCCUCUUACUCCAACUAAUCGUCCACCUAGCACAGAGCCCUCAGAAAUUAACCUUUCGCCUGAGAGGCUAAAUGCAUCUAUUGCAGGUCUGUUCCCACCUAAAAUCAACAUUCCUCUGCCUCCAAGGCAGCCAAACCUAAACAGGGGAUUUGACCAGCAAGGUCUCAACCCAACAACUCUGAAAGCCAUUGGGCAGGCCCCCCCUAACUUAACUUUACCUGGCAACAGCAACAAUGGCAGUACAGGUGGAAAUAACACUAACAACAGUCAACAGUCCUUCUCUGCUGGCACUGGGGCAGCCAAUACAGGUGCUAAACAGGACAAGCAACCAGGAGGCCAGAGUAAGAGAGCAAGCCCCAGUAAUAGUCGGAGGUCAAGUCCAGCAUCCAGCCGCAAGUCAGCAACACCAAGUCCGGGAAGGCAAAAGGGAACAAAGAAUUCUAUCACGGGUCCUCCCCAACAGCAGCAGUUGGUCAACCCCCAGGGGCAAACCAUGAUGCUCAGCCCUAAUGUAGUAAACUCAGCUCCAGCAUCUGCACCUUCACAAGUGAGUGGGGCCAUGGAGGGACAGCAGACUCAGAGCUCUUUCCAUGGAACUCAAGGCAACCCUGCUGAGGGGGUCCGAGAAAGUCAGGGAAUGAUGACAUUGGAGCAGCGACAGAUGGCUCAGCCCCAACCUCAGUCACAACCUUUACGGGAGUUACCUGCUCCAAGAAUGGCAAGUCCUCGUUUCCACCCGCCUCAGCAUUCUAAACCUGACUUGGAUCAACAGGCUGAUUCACUAGAUAGACAACCUUCUCAGACAGCACCCGUUCAGGACUCCGAAGCCUCUCCUGCUCUGAGGGCAGCUCCAACGUCACUCAACCAGUUACUGGAUAACUCUGGCCUCUCAAACAUGCCUCCUCGACCCAGUAAUCCUGCUGUCAUGGGAAAGGAAAGUCCCAAGUCUGCUUUGGAAACAGAUAGACCAGUCCACAGUGUAGACGUGCCAGCCUCCGUCUCUACUACUGCCAAUAUGAACGAAUCCGAGGCGAAAGCCAGACCCUCUGUUCCAGUUCCAACCAGCAGUCCUAACUUGCAGCCCUCUAUACUUCCCAACGUGCAUGCUAGCACUAGGGUGAAUUCCAGUACGACCCCUAGUCUUAAUCAAAACCCCAACUUCAAUCUUGGUGUCAAUCCCAGUGGUAGUGUAAACCCAGCAGCUACUCUUUGCAGCCUCCCAAAUAGUAACACUAAUGCAACCCCCAGUGUAAGCCCCAGCCAGGUCACUUCUGGUCAGAAUAGUUCUGCCCCUACCGUAAGUACUUCUAACUCUAGCUCUACUUUAAACCCAUCCAGUUCAUCUCUAAAACCAAGCCCUAGUCCCAAACCAGUGACCAGUGUCCACUCAGUCAUUCAGAUCCCUGCUUCAUCUGGCACAAUUUCCCCAAACCAGAUUACUGUGUUUGUCACCUCUAACCCAAUCACAUCGGCAACUACUUCCCAGGUUCCCACAUCCAUGGUGUCCACCGUGGUAGCUGUUCCUAACAAGAACAUUAGACCUCAAGACAUCAGGCAGCAGACCCCUGUGUCCCGACCUCCUCAGUACAUCACUACCACGCCUGUAUUUAUCAACUCAAUUUUUCAGGUCCCUAGUGCAUCUGUGGCUCCCAAUACCACAGUGGUAUCACAGCCAGUCACUGUGGUGGGGCCGAUCCAAGUGUCCACUACAAACCUCCAACUUCCUCCUGCCCAAAGCUCCACCCAGUCCUCAGGGGUCAAUGUGACCAACACCCAGCCUGCCAGAAGUGCUGUUGGACAGGUCAAUAUUACAACCAAUGUUUCCUCAUCAGGGCCACUUGGUUCUCUACCACCUAUGCAGGAGAUUAAUCCAGGAGCUCUCAAAACAGAACAUUUUGGUGAGGCAACUCAGAAGUCUAGUCCCCCAGUCCAACAACCUUCUCCCCAUCCUAGCCCUUCAGCGUCAUCCCCCUUUCAGCCACCCCUGGCUUCUCCUCCACCCUGCUCUAGUCCUGGGACUGUGAACACCACUUGGAAGAGCUCCAUAUCAUCAUCUCCCACUGCCCAGAUGAAAAGCAAAUCUGCACAGGCUGCUACAGCCGAGUCCCAGCUGAGCCCUGUAGAUAGGCCUGUACAGGGGUCCACUGGAGCUGCACCAGCACAGGUCUGUCAUCCUCCUGCUAGUCCUGCCGUUCAGACUGAAUCACAAGUUCCCCGAACUACUGCUGCCCCAAACUUUACUCCACCUGCAGUCUCUACAACCUCUGGCCAGGUUGCUGUUCCUACUCAGAUCGUUACUCCAGUUCCUGCACCCGUAUCAAUCCCAAGCUCAUCUCAGGCGUCUCAGCUGUCUCCCGUCACUGGAGUUGGCACUGCUAUCUCCUCUCCUACUUUGCUUUCUACAGCUGCUCCCCUACAGACUCCUGUACCGUCCGUUGUUCCAAUUGUUGCUGCAGCCGGGCCUGUUCAGGACAAUGCCUCCACCACACCCUCUACAGCACCUAACCCCAGUGGAGCGCCACCAACUCAGCCUGAGAUUCCAGCGAUGGAGUCACCAUUACAGCCAGCUGCAACAACCACUCAAAUCAUGCAUCCUUCCCCAGAUGUCCCACAGUCACAGGAAGUUUCCAGUGAGAAGCCUGGUGAAGAGAUUGCAACAGGGUCAGACCAAGGAUGGGCAAAGAAAAGAAAGGCGCCCAUCAACUUAGUCCCAAGAGCUCCGGUGGAGAAGCCCAAGGGACCGAGCAGACGCAGCUCUCGGGCAGAGAAGGAGGUGGACGAGGAGCCGAUAGCAGAGAGUGGCAUUAGGAAGCGGUCAGUGAGGCCUGGAACCAGCGCUGCUGUAAAAGAAACUGGAGCAAGCCCCACCCAAGCCAAACGAAGGAAGUCUAAAUAGGCGCAACUGUGGCGACCUGUGAACUGUACUGUAAAUGUUUUAGGGUUUUUUCUGCUGUGAAUCGGUUGAUAUUGGUUUCCCUGGCCCGGAUUAUGAAUUUUCAUUGCAGGAGAAAACCAUGUACAGAUUGUUUUAAAAAAAAUAUACGGUAUAUGGUAUCAGUUUGCUCGUGCUAUCAUGGAGAUUGUAGGUAGAACGUGUGCAUACAGUGUUUGUGUGAAUGUGCUUUUUAUAUUAAUGCUGGAUUAAUCAUGUGAAGACUGAUAAUAGAGCUCGUCAUGAUUGUAUAAUUAUGCUGUAAAACUGAAUUAAAUUUUCUACUGCUUUUGAUCUGUGAAACUGUGUAUUAUGGUUCAUGCAUUUUCUUAAUGGCCAAAGAUUUAUUUUCAAAUCUUUUUAAUUCGUCCCAGUUCUGCAUUAAGUACUAUAGAAAAAUUGAACCGGAGUGAAAGAGGUUAAUUUUAGAUAGAAACUAAAAACAGAUGAGGCAGAAAUGCUCAGCUCUUACUGUUGUUUAGGUUUGGUAUAGAGCAAUGUUGUGAACAAGCUGUGUAAAAUAAUAAAUAACAGAACCUUU
Messenger RNA from Betta splendens (Siamese fighting fish), 7830 nucleotides. It is a transcript of the gene ncoa6, whose product is annotated as nuclear receptor coactivator 6. NCBI's taxonomy places the organism in Eukaryota, Metazoa, Chordata, Actinopteri, Anabantiformes, Osphronemidae. The transcript has 17 exons. Gene Ontology annotation, cellular component: histone methyltransferase complex; transcription regulator complex; nucleus. Gene Ontology annotation, biological process: positive regulation of transcription by RNA polymerase II. Bases 180 to 7253 code for a protein of 2357 amino acids. The record is from RefSeq and is a predicted model, not a curated record.